This is a messenger RNA of Scophthalmus maximus (turbot), 3845 nucleotides long. It is a transcript of the gene cdadc1, whose product is annotated as cytidine and dCMP deaminase domain containing 1. Lineage: Eukaryota; Metazoa; Chordata; Actinopteri; Pleuronectiformes; Scophthalmidae. The record is from RefSeq and is a predicted model, not a curated record. Gene Ontology annotation, molecular function: zinc ion binding; hydrolase activity. The transcript has 10 exons. Bases 1048 to 2613 code for a protein of 521 amino acids.
UAAGAGGCUUGAACUUCGUAUGUAGGUUAUAGAUAAUAAAGCAGGGAAUAAAAUAGAGCAGUUAGCGUAACUCCAUUCAGAGCUGGAUAUUUCUGAGCAGUCAUGGAAAAAUAAUGUGAAAAGAUAAACCAAUAAGAAGGCACUUUUAUUUUAAUUAAUAUUACAUAUUCUACUCUAAACAAUGUUUUUAUUAUUUCUUCUGCAAAUAGCCCAUUUGCUACGUCCGUAAUGCUUUUAUUUUGAAAGAGUUGAUCGGAAAUCGUGUUCUUCCCUCUAUCGUCGGGCUCACACUGUCAAGCAUCCGACUGUCAGUCCGUGUGAUCUCCGUCGUCCCGUCGCUUGUCGCUCGCGUCUCUCGCAUUUGGAAACUUGCAUUUAUAUCGCGUGACGGCUUCGAAUGGAAGGGAGCGAGGCGAGGAGCCGUGCCGAUCCGGGCCAGUCCAGGCCAGGUCGAGAUACGAGAAACAGCAGCACCCAGACCGACAGCAGGGUACAAGGUGAGAAGCCGCAUAGAGGAGGGGACCUGUUCAUACUGUUAAUACUGCGACACUGAUGGUGGAGUCACAUCACAGUGACUGAUUUGUGUGAGUGACAGAACGAGCCCGAGUGUAUCUGCUACAUUUGACAUUGUUCAACCUUGUUUACGUGCAUGUCAUACAAUUACGUCUGCUUAUGUCUAUGCGGCAUUACUAUGAUCAUACAUAUUAAUAUAUAUAUAUAUAUAUAUACAUGUGUAUGUAUAUAAAUAUGAGUAAUUUAUGUCUAUUUAAUAAGCCAUUACCGUUUUGUGAUCUCACCCUUCACUGAGCAGGUUUAUUCAGUUCCUCCACCUGUUUCAAGAAACUGAGCUGACAUGGACACAGACGUUUGGAUGGCAAAUGGGUAACUGGGACAAAGGUUGUCCUGGUAGUACGUCAGGGGUUUAAGUUGAUUCAGGAUGAUACGAAAAACUGAAUGGUAAUCUGCCUUUUGCUUUUUGCUGUGACGUUUUUUGUUUUUACUGAUGUGGAAGCUGCCUGAGGCAGCGCCUGUCAAGACUGAUCAUGCAUGACAUACAUGACAGUCCACAUACCAGCGAGUAAUUACAGCUUUGGAGAAGAUGACUCCUCAUUCACAUCUCUGCUUUUUUGGUUUCCCCCUGUCUCUCCUCCAGGUCAUGGCCCCAGGUUAUCAAAGGUAAAUCUCUUUACCUUGCUGAGUCUGUGGAUGGAGCGGUUCCCUCGGGAGCCACGUGAAGAAGAAGAGGAGGACCUCAGUCAGAUCCAUGGGAUGGGUCUGGUGGUGGUGCAGGACGGUAAGGUGGUGGGACUCCACUGCUCCGGAGCCGAGCUCCACGCGGGACAGGCAGCCGUCAUCCAACAUGGCGCCCGCCUGGCUGACAGUCAGCUGUACUUCUCCAGGAGACCCUGUGCCACCUGCCUCAAGAUGAUCAUCAACGCUGGAGUCAGUCAGAUCUCCUUCUGGCCUGGAGACCCCGAGGUCAGCAUGCUGAGCUCCAAGUCCACAAACCAUUCGAACGCCGGCUCCCACUGUCCCCCCGACUGCGUCACAGAGGAGGCCGCGCUCGACGCCGUGGCAACAGAGAAGCUGAAGUCCAACAGCCGUCCGCACAUCUGCGUGCUGCUGCAGCCGCUGGCACCGGGGCUGGCGCAGUUUCUCGACGAGACGUCCAGAGAGUGUGACUUCAUGGAGAAAGUGAUAGAUGAUGAACCGGAGCUGAGCACAGAGGAGCUCUUCAACAGAGAACGGACAAGACACCUGAAGGAUUUCUCCAGGCAGUUCCUGGUCGGGACGCCUCAGCAUCACCGGCAGAUCUUGAAGCUAAUGGGUCUGGAGAACUUCUGCGUGGAGCCCUACUUCUCCAACCUGAGACACAACAUGAGGGACCUGGUGGAGGUGCUGGCUGCAGUGGCUGCCGGGGUACCAAUGCAACACCACGGCUUCUACAGGGAACACUGUGCGACCCCGGAGCCUCCUCGACACGAGGGAGUAUCACAAGAGAUGGCUUGCCAUUGCAUAAUCCAAGCCAGACUGCUGGCCUACAGAACAGAGGAUCCCAAAGUAGGCGUGGGGGCCGUCAUCUGGGCCAGAGGCCUCUCGGCUGGCUGUGAUGGCCUGGGACAUAUGCAGCUGGUGGGUUGUGGGUACAAUGCUUACCCAGCGGGCUCGCUGUACGCCGAGUACCCCCAGAUGGACACCAAGCAGGAGGACCGACAGAGACGCAAGUACAGAUACAUCGUCCACGCAGAGCAGAACGCCCUCACCUUCAGGACGCGAGACAUCAAACCGGGGGAGCCCACCAUGCUGUUUGUAACCAAGUGUCCGUGCGACGAGUGUGUCCCUCUGAUCAGGGGAGGCGGCAUCACACACAUCUACACCAACGACCAGGACCGGGACAAAGACAAGGGAGACAUUUCCUACCUGAGGUUCAGCGGCCUGAAGGACAUCAGCAAGUUCACGUGGCAGAGGAGCCCCGCAGUCGCCUCGUCGUCCUCUCCUCACAUCGCCAACGGUAGUGUGGGGAAGCACAGCAGGCCGACCGAGCGGGAGGAGAGCCACAGCAACAAGAAGCUGUGCACCAGCAGAUCCCACAACUCGCCGUCAGUUGGAUGAAAACCGCAGUCGUGUUUUCAGCUCGCGGUUCCCUAAUCUGUGCUGCACAAAAUUUUUUACGUCAUUCAUUUGCCUUUUUAACGCAGCGGCUGGGAGGAGAUGCUGCAUGUUAAUGUUUUUACACCACGCCGUGAUGUGAUUAAAGACCUGACUGCAGCCAGAACUGGUAGAAAUGUACACCUAUGAAAUGCUAUUGUUAAACCACCAGGAGCUGCGUUAUUAGGGGUACGUGAUCGCAGCACAAUGCACCGAGGCGUUCGUGGCUCAAAGAAGUGGGAACUUUCUUUAAAACCCUUGAGCUGGAGCGUUCCUCCCACUGUAGUGAGCAGGCACCGGAAGAAGAGACUGAAAAGGCAAACGACACAAUGACCUCAAUGGGGAAUCACAAAGAAGGGAUGGAUGGAUGGAUGGGUGGAUGGAAGAGGUGAAGAGUGUGUGGACCAAACGGCUGCUAGAAUGAGGGAUGAUAUUAUGGGUACUUCAAACUAAAUAUUUCCCAAAUUGUAACACAAACUGUGAUAUGUAGAUUUGUUAUUUUAUCUUUUUUUUAUAUUUCAGUGUUAAAUAGUAUAUUUGAAUUGUUUAAGGUGUUUUACUGUGUUGGAUAUAAAGACGUAGCGCAGGUUGCCAUGGGUGUGCGUCCUGCUGAACUGAAUAACGUUUGAAAGAAAAGAGGAUGCUGUGCAACACAACAUGUGACUUUUUUUUUUUCAAAAUGUAGGAUUUUAAUUAUGUUUUAAAUUUGAUUUGGGCGAAGGCAAAAACUCAGUUGGGAUCACAGGCUCGGAAAGAGAGAUAGAAUCUCCUCGGAGAUAUUUAUACUCUUUGGUGUCAGGCGAGACAAAAGAGGCAGCCACAUGCUCGCUGUGAAAAGAUUUGUGGGCAAUGAGAUUUAGUUUCGAGAAAGACCGAAGAUAAUCACCGGCGAGAAAGAAGCGACUGUUCACUGCACAGGGAGACGCAGGUGCCACGUGAAGCCGCUCAAAGAAAGACAGAACUUAAUCGCACAGUUUGAAGUCAUUGUUUUUGAUCAUUUAUCUACAGUGCUGAGGAAAUUUGUUAAUUUAUUUUUUUUACAUUUAAUACACGAUAUCAGUUUAAGUUCAAGUAAGACAGUGUCCAGGGGAAAACAACAAUCCAUGUGCUCUAGAGUUGAAACAAAUUUCAAGGUGAACGUGAUUACUUCUGGUUUUUAAGGAAUGAAUGAAAAUAAAAAUCUGAUUCAGAAAAUA